This is a messenger RNA of Daphnia magna, 4446 nucleotides long. Its product is annotated as pleckstrin homology-like domain family B member 1. NCBI's taxonomy places the organism in Eukaryota, Metazoa, Arthropoda, Branchiopoda, Diplostraca, Daphniidae. The transcript is spliced from 18 exons. Gene Ontology annotation, molecular function: protein binding. Bases 269 to 3940 code for a protein of 1223 amino acids. The record is from RefSeq and is a predicted model, not a curated record.
ACACAUCAGUCGAUCAGUUUCUCCCACACGGUGUAGUCGAAAUAAGUGAACUUGAUAAGGCUUUCUCGGAGUCUAUCUCUAUUUUCGUUUGUCUCCGUGAUGCCUUUACGCAAACCGGUGCUGUGUUAGUGUGCGCGCGUGUUUGCCGCGGGGGCCGUUGUAUCUACUGCCUUCGUUCGGGAUUGUGGUGCAACUCGCAGCUGAUUCUCCGACUUGCAAUUCUCUUCGGCACGCACCAAGAAACAAAUAAGGAGGUGCUAGAGGCAAGAUGAUGGCUACAGCGGCUGUCAAGCGAGCUUGGCUCAACGCAAAUCACCAUCAGCAAUUGGUCAAUGCCAGCAAUUCGGAUGCAGACUUGAGAUCAUACUGGCUGCAAGCGCAGCAGUGGACACCAGCAGAACUUCAUUAUCGGCCCGUUACUGCGACAUCUCGACACCAUUCUCCAUCGCCCGGCGUCGAAGUCUGCGAGCAAGGCCACAAUUCCCUCAAAGUCCGCACGGCCGAUUGCGGUCCGCAUCUCGUCAGUUUAGGCAGUGGUCGACUCAGUACAAAUAUCACGCUCAUUCAGUUGCCUGAAGGUCGACUUCUGAUGGGCUGUGGUGGGAGCUAUGUCCAGCGUCAACCGGAUGUUGUGGUCCAGGGGACUGGCGUCGAACCGAUUCACUGUUACAUCGAAAACAUCAAUGGCGUCGUCAGCCUCUAUCCACUCGGAGAGAUGACUUCUGUCGACGGACUACCUGUUGCUACACCUACACGUCUAACUCAAGGUUCUAUGAUUUGCGUUGGUAGAUCCAAUUAUUUUCGCUUCAAUCAUCCGGAAGAGGCUGAACGGAUGAAGACAAUCCUGCCGAACGCACGGAUAUCGUCCGUACCCAUGAGUUUUGCCAAUGCAUCGUCAGCAGCUGGAAUCCCCAGCCCGCCAUCAGCAACGUCGCCUGAGCCUCCGGGUCUUGACAAUCCGGAAUAUUUCCACAUGCCGGGCGUAAAUGGCCACCGUCAUCUACUUAGUAAUGGAAACAGUGCGUUUCAACCGGUACGUAGCAGUAGUCCGCAGUAUAUCGGCGAAUAUUUGCAUCCGCGGAUGCUGUCGCAUUUCGAUCACGAUGACGACGACGACUACGAAGUGUCCGUUCCGACCUCACCACAGCAGCAGUCCAGGUGGCAUUCCGCCUCGCCUAAAGUUUUUUUGCCCAACUCGUCGACCGUUUCACUACCAGCUAGUGCGGUUCUGGGCGUGCGCGGCCGCUCUGCCACGCCGACGGCCGUUCCAACUAGCAAUCUGGCAUCGUCAGAAGCUCACAACUCACACAAGAGAUCGCAUUCCGUCGGUACAAGUCACACUUUAAACUUGCAACAACAACAACAAAUCAAGCCGAAUUUAAGGCAAGAGCGGAGUAGUCUGGAGGCACUGGCUGCCUGCGAGAAUCAGCUGGAAGAACGUCGUCGCAAGGCUCAAGAGGAUCGUGUAAAAGAACAAGAACAAGAACGAGAGGAACGUGCUCGGUUAGACGAGAUUUUACAAAUGUGUGCAGAGUAUCAACGGCAAAUUGACGAUGAACAGCGACACUCCCGCGACACCUUCACCUUGUGUGAAACUCGACCUGACAGUCCUUCCUCUAGCAAACAACAGGCCCAAUCGGCAGCUUCCGGCAAGCCUCCACCCUCCCCUGGUCAUAGUCUCCAUCCAAACAGUUAUGGGUCGACGUACCGUGACGAGGAAGUGAUGAUAAACAGCUCCGUGUGGAUUAAGACUAACGGGUCUCUGCCACGCAAUGAAACGAAACGUUCGGUUCAGUCACCCAAUGGCACCACCGUGGCCGGACGCAACUUGAACACAUCCGAAGAUGAAUUAAGUGGCAUUUUCACUUUUGAUCCAACGCCCAAUUCCAUGCCAGCCAGUCCUUCUCUCUCGAACCAACAGACGGCCGUCGAGUCUGUCAUCAGCUGCAAAAGUCCCUACGAAAACGUGUGUGUUCCACAAAGUCCACGCACGCGCAUCCGCACAACGCUUGGCAAAAAUAAAGAAGAGAGUCCCGAAAGUAUCUCAUCCAGCCAACACACUUAUCAGCUCAUCACGUCCGGCGUUGCCGCCGAGGUGGCCAAGAGGGAAGCUGGCCGGCUGGAGAAGGAGUGCCAGCAAAUUAUGUGCAUUGUUUCCACGUUGAAAAAUCAUGUCACGGACGUAGAGCAUCAGAUUGACGAAGCCAUUCGCGAAGCCGAAAUGGAGCGUGCUCUGUUACAAGGAGAACUGACAGCGCAGCUUGAGAAAAUUUUGCAGGACGAAAAAUGGAUCGAACAAUUAGAACAAAAGGAUCAGAAAUUGGCUGCCGAACUGGAAGAAUUUCGAUUUGAAGAAGGCGCCAAAAUUCAGACUUCCAAGUCCAAAAUGGAAAACAUCGAGCUCGAACUUAACAAAUUGGAAGAGGAAUGUGACGCUUUCAGUGGGUCAACGGACGAAGAAACGGCGUUGCUGGAAAAAAUCAAAUUACAACACGAGCUUCUAGACACUGAACGGAAGUCAUUUGAAGAUCUAGAAUUUCGACUGAUGGAAGGCGUGGCUCAUCGGGAAGCCGAACGCGAAGAGUUACACAAGGAAAUGGCCAGCGUUGAAUUGCGUCUACUCCAACGUAGACAGCAGCUCAGGGAAGUGGAACAGCAACAGCGACAGGCAUCUGAGUCGGCCCGGAAAGAAGCACAGGAACUAGCUAACAGACGGAAAGAAUUGUUCCAACAAAUUGAGGAGGAAAAAUCAAAACUACUAGUGCUGCAAAAUAAGCUGGAACAGCUUUUUAGAGCCGGCCUGGCCGGCGGGCAUUACGACAAUGGAGCCGAAGCUUCGUCUGAUACUGAAGAGAGUGUGACGGAUAUCGAGCAGAGGCUGCAGGAAUUACGUCAGAUGGGCCACUCUCAAGAAGAUUUGGAUCGUAUAGAGCGGAUUGCUAGCCAAAACAGGGCGUUGAACAACACUGAUGACCAGAGCCGCAAGGCAACGGCAACAUUAAUGGAAAUUGAACGCAAUCGUCAGUUGAUCUUAGUGCAACAAGGAGCCCAAGUACUGGAAUUUGAACGGAAAAAAGUUGCCGAGCUUAAGCGACGCGUUCAAGAUCAGGUGCGAGCACAAUGGGAGGAACGAAGAUCAAUGGAACAGCAGCAGCAGUCGGUCGACCGUGAAGUCAACUGUCACAGUCUCAACAGUGUUGGGAGCAGUGAAGAAUCCCGUUCCAGUUUGACAGGGAGCGACGCCCCCACCGAGAGCGAUGAUGUUCCAGCCAAAACGAAUGGUCCCGACCGUGGUAGCAACGGUAGUACUACAUCGGCGCCCAGUACGUCCAUCACCAGCAUUCUGGAGGUCAAGGUGCGGCAACACGACUUCAAUCAGCAGUUGGAAGAUUGCCGGCCAUUAUCAGAAGCAUCAUCUUUUGGUGGCGAAGAUCUACCCGGCGAAGUUCGUUUGAGAGAUAAACAAAGGCAAAUGCAACAACAGCAACAACAGCAGCAGCGACCACUGACGCGUUAUUUGCCCGUCCGUGGGGACGGUUUCGACUUGCGCCAGCAUGUUGAAACAGCCGGGCAUCAGGUGGAACUCUGCCCGCACGUCACUCUGACCUCGACGUCAGCCCGUGGUUACUUGCACAAAAUGGGCUCGCGAUUCAAGACGUGGAACAAACGCUGGUUUGUUUUUGACCGGACGCAACGCACCUUCCUCUAUUUUACUGACAAAAGCGAAACACGCAAACGCAGUGGUGCAUACUUCCAGGCAAUUGAAGAAGUCUACGUUGACCAUCUGCAGUCUGUCCGUUCGCCCAAUCCUAAGCUGACAUUUUGUGUCAAAACACGUGAACGCACAUACCAUUUGAUGGCGCCCAGCGCCGAGGCCAUGCGCAUCUGGGUUGAUGUAAUCUUCACUGGAGCUGAAGGCUACCAGCAGUUUCACGUUUGAAGUUUUAAAAUAUGAUUCUCCAUCUGGAUCGCAACAAAGCAAAGGGCAAAACUGGAAUUAAAGGCGCUUAUAAUGAAAUGAAGCCGUGGCCAACCCUUGUAUAAAAGAAGUAUUCAAUUAUGAUAAAGAGUAAAAUCAAGAAUCAACCACAUAUGUUCCUAUUUGACGUUGAUUUGAAGGAAGGAGUUUGUUUUAAAUCCCUUUACUUUUAUUUCGCCUUUUAAAAUGCAAAGCCAAUCACGUCAGUGGAAAUUUGUUUUCGGAAAUGAAACAAAGCAAACCAGAUAAUUUUAUUUUGCUGUAAAUGGAAUUGAUUGAGUCCUAGUCCAUUAUUCUUUGGGCGCGAUUUGACUUUUCAUGUUUUUCAACUGUAUUUCUCUAUUCCUUUUCUGUUUCGCCGUGCUCCCCUUCCGUCAUGGCGUCUAUUUGACUGAUAGAAGAAGCAUCAGCGAAAACAACUGUCGUUUUUAAAAGGCACGCCUCGUUCAAUACACAGGUUCUUUUUA